This is a messenger RNA of Fusarium keratoplasticum, 2829 nucleotides long. RefSeq names its product GAR domain-containing protein. NCBI's taxonomy places the organism in Eukaryota, Fungi, Ascomycota, Sordariomycetes, Hypocreales, Nectriaceae. Bases 1 to 2829 code for a protein of 942 amino acids. The transcript has a single exon. Gene Ontology annotation, molecular function: microtubule binding. The record is from RefSeq and is a predicted model, not a curated record.
AUGAGCGAUCCGCCCACGCAAGUCAUCCGGCAUGCGCGGCAUCCCACCGCUACCUCGCCGCCCCCUAAGAAUCGCCUCACCGAUGAUAUUCUGGCCAAUCUUGGCCCGCGCACCGUCGUCGAUGCCCUCAACACCGCUACCGGUGCCCUUCGGGCAUGUCUGACGAAUUCCUCGACCACAGAGCGCGACUUUCUCUUGCGCACAGCUUCUGCGUCCAAAGCCAUCUGGACGUGGGUCGACGAGUUGCAAAAUUGGCCCUGGCCCACUGAAUCAAGCUCUGCUGGGUUCGAGAUGCCUAGCGAGAAGGAGCGCAAGAGGCAAUCCAUGCAGCUUACAGUACCUGAUGGGGAUAACGACGGUUAUAUGGGUAGCCUGCUAGCUCGAGAGGUUACCCAAUAUGAGCGGAGGUUGGUCGAGAUCCAGCGCGAUCUGGAAGAUCUCGAAAUCGAGGAUAUCAAGGCGCAUGUCCUCAACAACCACAUCCUACCGCUUUCUAGGCCGGGCACACCUCUCACCGAGUUCACCAGGGUCGGGCAGCUGUCCAGUUCCAGUUAUAACCGCAUGGAGGAUCUCACCGCCGUCAUCACCGCCAUUGUCGUCCAGGCUCUGCCCAACCUGGCCAAAGUGACCCGGUUGCUGCAUUCCUGGGGCUUACGGCUCACAGUCCUACGCCAGGUUCCUCCUUUGUUAAUCGCCAUUGAGGAUGCUGAAGUUGCUCUCAAGUCAGGAUGGAACGCUAUUUCGUUGCCCUCGACCCAGACACCGCAGACCUAUAACAAGGUCUCCCCACGAGAACCGACAUUAACAAGGAAUAAUUUCGAGGUCAUGAAGGGGAUGCUGGAGAAGCAGAUUUCGCGCCCAGGCCGUUCCCUCGAUUACAUGCUCGAUUGCUUGGAAGGAUUGGUCGAUACACUCCCAGACGACUGGCUGGAUCGCAUGACUGCUGUGGAACAGGGCUACGUUGAAUGGGUUACAGUCUGCGAAAGGAAGGUUAGGGAGACUGAAUGGGCUGCCGCCUCGGCUCGGCUGCAACCACCUCGAUCCCCUUCGCCACUGAAGAAACUUGUCGACGUCGACGAAUCUACUGUUUACGGCGAAACCCUGGUUGCCGACGACUCUUCUAGUGAUGCAGAGAGCACCGCAGACGCCAACGAGGGCCUCGCGCCCAUUCCGCUGCUAUUGCCGCGCAAAAACGGAACAGUGGCUGAACCCCAGAAGUCUAGAAUGGCUUCUGGUGCAUCCGAGGCCGAGACAGUUGUGCCAGACUCCAUCACGAAAGAUGUGUCGUCAGAAAGCGAGCCUGACAGUCCUUCUUUCAACAUCACCGGCGAGUUUGCAGAGCCGAGUCAAGAUUUGACUGGGACCUUUGAUGGUACGAGGGAGAUGUCGUCUCCCUUGGGGGCAGCUCAACCUCCCACACCGACCACUGAGCAUAACUUUAGCUCUUCGCUGGUUCACACCCCCGAAACACCCAACCGUCACUUCCCCCAGGAUUUCGAUCUCGACGAGUCCCCGGAUCUGCCACCUCUUCGCCCUAUCCCUUUCGCCAGGCCAAGGACCGGUAUUGCUCGAGACCUCACAGUCACUCGUCGAUCGUCAAGCCAUUUCGAUGGCUUGUCCAGUGACCCCCCUGAAAUAUCCGCUUCUCCUGAUCUUCCUCGUACUCGAAUUCGGGAGGCCGAGUACAUUCAAGCUAGCCCACCUAGCUCUCCGCCUAUGCGAGUGGCUGAUUCGCGUGAAUCGUCUAUGCCUCCCUUUGACAGUCCUCUGUUGGGACCUAACCGGAGCAUCGACGACCUCAACCUGUCGAUUAAUGCGAUCGAUGACUCGUUUACGGAUGACUUUGACGACGAAAUUUCCAUCUACGAGUAUACGGGUCCUUUUGAUCGUCGAGGGAGCACAGGCGACCAGCAACUGCAGCAACAGAUCAGCCAAAUCAUUGAGUCUAUUCCUGCAAAGAUCAAGCUGUCAACCGAGUUGCCUAAAGUCAACUUGAACCCGCCAGACUUGCAAUUACCGCGGGUACGAAAGAGACCCUCUGUAGAGCCAUUCCGCAGGAGCGCUUCGAAUCUUUCCUCUAGAGCAGGAACACCUUCGUUUACGCUCUCGCCGGCCAAGAAUGCGAGGGUCCGGAAUCGUGGUCAGCAGGAGAUCAAGGUUUACCAUCUCUCUCGGUCGACUGGCGAGGCCCCGAUCAAGCUAUUCAUCCGCUGCGUUGGAGAGCAGGGCGAGCGUGUCAUGGUCCGUGUCGGUGGCGGCUGGGCAGAUCUUGGAGAGUACCUCAAGGAGUAUGCUAACCAUCACAAACGGCGAUCCGCCGGCGCGUCCAAUGCCAAGGUCGAGGUCCUCCCUGAUGUGCCUGUCACACGAAGAUCCAACUUCGGAUCAAGUCCAACAAGCCGACCACAUUCGGCACUCGAGAUGUCCCCCAUGUCACCUCUCGCUGUCCGUAAGACGCGACGAAGUGUUGGAGCCAUGAGCAGUGAGGUCCCGAGGCUCCAUCCCAGGACACCAGCCGUGGCGCCUGCACAGGGUGAGGAUGGUCCAUCGUCAGGAGAGUCCAACCGAUCGAGGUCCAGUUCUCGACUUAGUUGGGGCGAGGACGAAAGCUCAUUCCUGGGACUUGCAGGACCCUCGGGCAAGAAGGUUGAGAUGAGCGAGGAAAACAAGGCAUGGGUCGAAAGCGUGAAAGAGAAGGUUAGAAUUGCAAGCGGCGAACGAAAGAUCUCGUCAAGCAGUCAAUUUGGUGAGCUGGGUAAAGUAGGCGGCACGAAACGAUUAUUCAAAAGAGCCGAAGACCGUCGAGAUUCAAGAGGAAGCCUUCGAUAA